UAUAAAAACUAGUGUGGCUGUGGACAGGACAUCAAUCUUUCUGCCAACGUUGGUCAAGCAACAUCGGAUAUCAUUAUUCGCAACCUGGAAAAUCUGCAACAGAAGCAGCAACGGAGUGCUAUCGACUUGCUAAGGAAAUCCACACCGGUCUUUGUGUUUUUUUAGAUACUUAUCCGCACAAAUCGAACAAAAAUGCCGCGUUACCAGAAGCUCAUCAACGAAUGCGACAGCAAACCCGCAGCAAUUGCCGCCCAACAACAGCAGCAACAUCGCUAUCAGCAGCAGCCACUUGGGACGCCCAAUGUGGGAUAUCACAUUUAUCUGUACCGCCAGCAACUUGCUCAGAAAAAUGUGGAGUACAUGAGGUUGUCCAAGGCAAAGUACUUCAUCACGGACACAUUGCUGGCCAAAACGGUUCGGAAUCUGAAAGGAUGCAGCGUCGACGAACUGAAGACUGUUAAUCAUCAGAUCGUCUUCCGGCAUAAACUUCGUCACCAGAUUCAGCGACUCCGCAAGCUAAGAAGUUUGGGUAUCAAGAAUGCCAAUCCCAAAAUGGAGAGCACGGAAUUGUGAUGGUGAUCAUCGGAGUACAUUUAGUGAUAUUCAACGAAUAUUUUCCAGCUAUGAUUUAAGCAUAGUUCAAAAAAUUCUCUAUUACCUCUAACCGUUUUGAAAAUCUGUAGUAUAAUGCAUGUAACGUAUAUUUUGUCAUUAGUUUAAGUGGCGGGCUGCAUAAAUUUAUAAAAUUGUAUUGUUUAUUGAUAACUACUCAUAUUAAAAUAGAAACGUAUUAAUGGA
Messenger RNA from Drosophila erecta, 798 nucleotides. RefSeq lists its product as uncharacterized. Lineage: Eukaryota; Metazoa; Arthropoda; Insecta; Diptera; Drosophilidae. The transcript has a single exon. The coding region runs from base 193 to 573 and encodes 126 amino acids. The record is from RefSeq and is a predicted model, not a curated record.